Molecule: messenger RNA, 1716 nt
Organism: Drosophila navojoa
Lineage: Eukaryota; Metazoa; Arthropoda; Insecta; Diptera; Drosophilidae
Gene: ArgRS-m
Product: arginyl-tRNA synthetase, mitochondrial
Biological process (GO): arginyl-tRNA aminoacylation; mitochondrial translation
Cellular component (GO): mitochondrion
Molecular function (GO): arginine-tRNA ligase activity; ATP binding
Source: RefSeq, a predicted model, not a curated record
AUGACCAGCGGGAUACGGCGCGCAAUUUGUGAGCAGCUGCCACAACUGAAAAAUAUUUAUUAUGCAUUGGAAGUGCCUUCUAAAGCGCAGAACAGUUCCGCUACAAGACCACUGCUUCAGUGGAUUUUGCCGGCUGAUGUUGCACAACAUGAAAAUGAAUUGUUGGACUCUUUAAAAAGACAACAGUUUGAUACCACAUUUAUUGAAGAAGUUCGUGUGGUACCCCGAAAUGGUCGCAAUGCGGCCAAAGUGGAAUUCAAGAUUCAACCCGAUGCAUUUACAGAACAGCUUCUUCAGUCAGACACAGUCGCACCAAAGGCGUCAGCCUUUCAAGAGGAGCACGUUGUUGUCGAGUAUAGCUCGCCAAAUAUAGCAAAGCCCUUCCAUGUGGGACAUCUGCGAUCCACUAUCAUAGGUAAUGUGCUGGCAAAUCUUCAUCAGCAUUUGGGCUACCGUACGACGCGUCUCAACUAUCUGGGCGAUUGGGGCACCCAGUUUGGCUUGCUAGCACUUGGCGUCCAACUGGGGAAUAUUAGCGAUACCCAAAUGCGCGAGACACCAAUUGAAUCGCUAUACAACGCGUAUGUCAUGGCUAAUAAAGCUGCCGCAGAGGAUCCACAACUAGCUCAGCGAGCUCGUGAAUUGUUCACAGCGCUGGAAGCAGGCACAGAUCCAACUUUGUCCAGCGAAUGGCAGAAAUAUCGGCAAUACACCAUAGACGAGCUCACAGGCGUGUACGACCGUUUGGGAGUGCAUUUCGAUAGCUACGAGUGGGAAUCGCAGUACUCACAACGAGACAUCGGAGAUGUCCUCACACAGUUACGUUUAGCGGGGCUACUGCAAAGAGAGCACGAUGGUCGUGAGAUUGUUGUUGUGGAUGACCGUCGUGUGCCUGUCAUAAAGAGCGAUGGAUCUACCUUGUACCUGGCGCGUGAUAUUGCAGCACUGUUGGAACGCCAGAGGCGCCUGCAGUUCACGCGCAUGCUCUAUGUUGUCGAUAAUGGCCAGGCGGAUCAUUUCAAUGCCCUCUUUAGUACAGCAACAGCGCUGGACGCAAGCUUAAAGGAUAAACUGCAGCAUGUGAAGUUCGGGCGCAUUCUUGGCAUGAGCACCCGUCAGGGCAAAGCCGUAUUUCUCCGUGAUGUGCUCAACGAAGCGCGUGACGUGAUGAGGGAGAAGCGCUUUGCGAGCGCAACCACUAAAGCUAAUAGCACACUUAAUGAUGAACACGUUUGCGAUAUUCUGGGAGUGUCGGCUGUGCUUGUGAACGUGCUGAAGCAGCGCCGGCAGAGGGAUCAUGAGUUUAGCUGGCAGCAAGCACUUCAGGUUAAUGGCGAUACAGGCAUCAAGCUACAAUACACGCACUGCCGGCUGCACAAUCUUCUAGAGCGUUUCGGAGACAUUGAGCUGUCAGAAAUAAAGCCCAGCUGGAAGCAUUUAACUGAAGAGCCAUCAGAUGCGCUGGCUGUGCUUUACGAGCUGGCACGCUUCGACCAAUGUGUCUGGCAGGCCAAGGAGCAGUUGGAGGCUCAUAUAUUAGUCAACUAUCUGUUCGGCUUGUGCAAUGCAACGAGUCGCGCACUGAAACGGUUGCCCGUCAAGCAGGAGAAGUGUCCAGAUAAGCAAUCGCAACGUCUACUGCUCUUCCGUGCGGCCAAGCGAACGUUGCAGCAAGGCAUGCAACUGCUGGGUCUGAAGCCUCUAAACCAAAUGUAG